Messenger RNA from Rhododendron vialii, 915 nucleotides. RefSeq lists its product as uncharacterized. Bases 1 to 915 code for a protein of 304 amino acids. The record is from RefSeq and is a predicted model, not a curated record. NCBI's taxonomy places the organism in Eukaryota, Viridiplantae, Streptophyta, Magnoliopsida, Ericales, Ericaceae. The transcript has a single exon.
AUGAGAAACUUAGCAACCUGCUACAGUGAACAUGCCAUUAAGGUAUCAGAUUCAUAUUGUUCAGGCCCUUCAAAUCAAUCCUAUCUCUCUCCAAAUUUGACCCCUUCAAUCCAAAAUGAAGUCACGUGUAUAUACAAGUCCAAAUUAUCCACCAAAAAGCAGCUGUUGAUCAAGCUCACAUGGUCCAAUCUCCUAGGCCUCGGCCUCACCAUAACUCUCUGCGAUGAUGAUCCCUCUUCACCUCUCAAAUUCACCCAAAAUCCUCGUGAAUUGCGUACGUCUAAUGGCUCCAAAACAUUCGAAUCCUCCGGUUCGAACGUUGUAGUUUUCUGGGAUCUCUCAAAUGCCAAGUAUGGUUCUGGGCCUGAACCGAUCAGCAUGUUUUAUGUCAUGGUUUUGGUCGACUCGGAACUGAGCCUACAACUCGGAGACAUGGAGGCCGAAUCGGAGUUGAAAAGGGUUGUUUCCGGUUACCCAGUUGGGAAAUCUUCAUUGGUUUCUCGGUCCGAGCAGUUCUCGGGGAAGGGGUUUUACACGACGAAGGCGAAGUUUUGCGAGAACGGAGUUUGUCAUGAGAUCAUGAUCAAGUGCAGGGGAGAGGAAAACGGAGUGACAGGGAAAGGGAAUUCUGUAUUGUCUGUUUGGAUUGACGACAGGAAUUUGAUCCAGGUGAAGAGGCUGCGGUGGAAUUUCCGGGGGAAUCAGAGCAUCUUCGUGGACGGGUUGGUGGUGGAUUUGAUGUGGGACGUUCAUGAUUGGUUGUUCAAUCAGAAAUCUGGAAUUGGGGUGUUCAUGUUCAGGACGAGGAGUGGAUUGGACAGCAGGUUAUGGUUGGAGGAGAGCAAUUUGGAGCAGAUUGAGAGCGAUAGAGUUGAGUUCUCUCUCUUGAUUUGUGCCUGUAAGACUCCUGAUUGA